Molecule: messenger RNA, 6002 nt
Organism: Cladocopium goreaui
Lineage: Eukaryota; Dinophyceae; Suessiales; Symbiodiniaceae
Source: the annotation of a GenBank genome assembly
AUGGAUGACUUCUACAAUGGCGAACCUUGUCCAGUGCAUGUGAAACGACUGAGCCUGGAGUGCACAGCCGAGAUGAACUAUGAGGAUGGCAGGACACAAAUGCUCACCUACGACUGGAGCACGUCCGGGGCAUCCGCUAUGAAACAAUACUGGACUGGGAAGACCAUCUUUCGCGUUCACCCUCUGCCUGAGCGACAUGUGUCAACCAAUCUGGAGCGGAAGAGCUUGCGACAUGCAGUUCGACAAGUUGCGCAUUUGCUUCAGGUUGAGCAUGAUGUGAUGCUGGCUGGCACUACAUCCUCCUCUACUUCAACAUCCUUGAAGAGCAGGCCACGGGUGGAUUUGUUAGAAACUUUUGCUGGACGUGCUGGAAUCACAAUGAAGGCUACCAAACUUGGUUUGAAAGCACUCCAACCCAUUGACUACAACACCGGCUAUGACCUUGAGAAGGCCAGCCACCAACAACAUGUGGACUAUUUGAUCGACCACUUCAAGCCCCUCUUCCUCGUGCAAGGCAUCGACUGCCGUGAUUGGUGUCUUUUACAAGACAACACCAACUACGUGAGACGCAAGAUCUUGCUUUUGAUGCGGAGGGAGAAGGCCAGGAAGUUGCUACGUCGAGUAGUUCGUUGGUGUGUCAAACAAGCUGAAGCUGGAAGGUUUUUCCUCUUGGAGAACCCUGCAACAAGUCGACUUUGGCUUGAACCGCUGGUGCUGAGACUUUCAAGACUUCCAGGAGUCUAUGCAGUUGUUUGCCAUUCAGGCGCUUAUGGCGGCACCAACUCCAAAGGCCAGAUGAUCAAGAAGAGUUUCAAGUUUCUUGGCAACUGCCCUUGCGUGCUAGAGCGACUGACCAGAAAACUUGAUUCAGAGCAACUGCUUCAAUGUGUACCUUUGGUUGGAAAAGAAACAACUCUUUCACAGCAUUACCCUGAUGAUAUGAUCAAGCAGAUCGUGCAGGGAAUCAAACAGACCGCUGCACAACAUGAUCCAGAACGUUUUCAUGCUUUUUCCACAACAAGUUUUCAGGUGAUGGCUGUGAACACAACACCAGAUGAUUGGGUUCCCAUUUUUGAAUCUGCCCAGAAGUCCUUUGACAUGACACGACAACGAAGCUAUGUUCUGCCCACAUCAGACACGACAUGGAAGAUGGUUCAACAACUUGUGCAAUGGCAUCAGCUUGAACGUGUGCAGAUUGCGUAUCAACCAACCAUGCUGCGUUUGCCCUUGCACAUUCCUCAUACGCACCGUGGCUGGGCAUUGCUCUACAACGACCAGACCGUGGAAGUUGUUGAAGAGGACCUGGCGGAUGUGAGACACCCAAGAGCCAAGUUCCGCAAACCCGUGAACAUUGGCAUUUUCUUCUUCGGAUAUGCAACACCAAGUAGCCAUGCAAAUCAACCUGUUUCAGCACGACCUGAUGGACAACCUCUACAAGAACCAGCUGAAGAUGACCCACAAGCAAUUGUGGCUCACAACACAGAGGGCAUCACCUUUCCAAGGAUGCCUGGUCUUUCACAAGAUGUCAAGACCUUGCUUUCAAGACUUCAUCGCAACCUUGGACAUCCUCACAACAAUGAGUUGAAAAAGAUGCUUGCGAUGAAUGGCAUCAAAGAUCAGAAGGUCUAUGAUGCAAUUGAAGCUUUGACAUGCGAAUCUUGCUUGCGUGUGAGGGGACCUGGCAAACCUGAACCUGCAGGCAUUCCUCAAGAUGUGAGUUUGCAGUUUGGCGAUGUUUUGCAGAUUGACAUCGUCUAUGUCAGGGACAUCACCUCAACCAACUACAUCUUCUUGGGCAUCAUUGAUGAGUGCACGCACCUUCACAUGGCCUUGCACUUGAAUGACCGAAGUCCCGAGGAGGUGCACUACAAGUUUUCUACGUUUUGGGCCCGACCUUUUGGUUUUCCACUGAAGAUCAAAGCUGAUCCCGACGGAAGCUUCCGUGGAUCAUUUGAAGCGGCAAUGGAUGAAGCUGGAACCUACAUGGACUACAUCCCUGCCGAGGCCCACAACAAGAUUGGUCUGAUUGAAAGGCACAACGCCACCUUGAGAGAGCUGAUGGAGAGAACCAUUGAUGCAAGAGCAGUGGUAGGACCUGAAGCCAUGGAACAAGCAGCAAUAGCAGCCUGUUUUGCAAAGAAUUCCUGCACAUGGUCUUCAGGGCGACCUCCUUUUGUGGCAGCCUUUGGAAGAGUGCCACGCCUGGGCAUGAACCUUCUUUCAGAUCAACAUGGACUUGUAGGUGGUAGAACACGUGAACAAGCUCAACGCGAAGCUGACUACAUGCGUGCGGAAGCACAACAACAUCUGUCAGCGAUGAGUGUGGAUAGCAACCUACGGCGUGCUUUGCUGAGGAAGUCUACCUCCAACCAACUUCAAGAACUACCAAUUGGUUCCAUUGCAGCAUACUGGCGAUGGACUGCGAAAUCUGGCAAGAAGAGAGGUGGAUUCAAACUGGCUCGUGUUUUGGGCCGUGACCCUGACAACAAGAGCAUUUGGCUUCAAGCAGGCACCAACACCGUGAAGGUAGCACCACAUCAAGUUCGACCAGCACUUGGAUUUGAACAAUGGAAUCCCAACUACGACGACAUCAAAGCCUUGAGGUCAGCUGUUGAAAACCUCCAACAUGGCAUUCUUCAAGACGAGCAACUACCAGAUCCACCGCAAGGACAAGAACUACCUGGUUUUGAAGAAGUGCAACCUGAGGUGCAAGUGCCUCCACCUGUUGGAAUAGAAGACGGCAUUCCCGAAGCACAUCAACAUGAGCUCAUUCCUGUGCCUCGGACACCUUUGCCUGAUCCAGUGCAACAACCUCCUCAAAUUCAACUUGAAGAGGAAGCUACACAAACGGAUCCAUACCAGCAGCAGCAGACGACCAUCAACAUGAAUAUGUCGUCACCAACCUACAGACAGACCAUCAUCCAGAACCAAUCCUUUGGUAUGAAUGAAGCACAGCGCUCUAGACCCACAGUCAAUGUGCCUGUCAGGAAACGACAUGCUUCAAGGUCGAAAACACCUGUUCGACAACUACGAGCAUUGACACCACAUGGUGAAAGAGCCCAACCUGCUUCAGUACGACAGUUGCCUGAUGAACCUUUUCUAGAGCAAGCACAUCAACCUUCUUCAGUGCAACCGUUGGCGAACCCACCUUCUGUAUUGGCACCGUCCAAUCCAGCCGGUGGCAUAACGCCUCCACUAGAAACACCACAGACCGAAGUGAUCGUGGUGCAAGAUGAUGAUGACACUGCAGGGCAACCUGCAUCGUCUCAUGGACAACAAGUUCUACCACAGAGCCAGACCGCUGUGGCAGAUGACAUUGGAGAUCAAGCUCCAACAACACCAGAAGCAUUGCGGCUGACGCCAGCCAAAAGAACCUUUGAUGAAGCUGCAGCAGAUCAAACUUUUGAUGUUUCCUUUUUGCGACCAUUUCGAGAUGAAAGGUCGACCAAUUCAAUUUCUUCAACAAUGCAAGAUCACUACGUCGACUUCGACAAUGAUGAUGUCGACGGCAUGACGUUGAUGGCUAGAGGAUUUGAUGGAUCACCAGAUGUCUACAUGCCGUACUCCAACAAGAGCUUCAUGACGGCAUAUCGCCAACAUGGCGACUACGAUGGCAAUGGCGACAGCGACGAAUCUGACGCUGAUGUCAAGGAUUUCCGUGGAGAGCAAAAGCCCAUUCCACCUACCUUGGCCCGCCAAGAGAAGAAAGCCUUAGACAAAGAGAUCCCUUGGCAGAAUAUCAUGCGUAUGGAUGAAGCCACCAUCCAGCAGUACGUUGAUGCAGCAAAAGCAGAAGAGCGCUCAUGGCUCGACUUCAGCAGUGUGCGCCCCAUUUCCAAGACGGAAGCUGCCAAGAUCCUUGGAGACAAGGAACUACGCAAACGGGUUCUACGUUCCCGUGCAGCCUUCAGAGACAAGUCUAGAGGAGUUGGUCCACUACGACCGAAGUGCCGCAUCGUCGCAGUGGGAUGCAGCGAUCCAGAUCUUUGGACGCUUCAACGUGAGAGCGCCACUCCAACCAGACAGUCUGAGUUUUUGGUUUUUGCAAUUUACAUAGCAGGCCGAAAUGGGAAGAUGAUGGGCAAUCCCAAUGCAGUUUGGUGUUUGUGGGCAGGCGACGUCAAAACAGCCUUCCUCCAGGGAACACCCGAGCAGAGGAGCAUGCCAAUUUUUCUUCUUCCACCUGCCGAUGGAAUUUGCAAAAGAGCCGACAUUUUCAGAGGAGCAGAUCUACUGGAAGUUGUGGGUAACAUUUACGGACUUGCUUCAGCACCACGCACUUGGCAGAUGCAUGUUGUGAAGGUUUUGAAACAGAUUGGAUACCAACAAUCUUCUCUGGAUAAAAUGCUUCUCUACUACUACCAGAAGUUUGAAGGAGAAUCAGAACCUGUCCUUUGCGCUGUCAUCAUAGUGUACGUGGAUGACUUCCUGCUGACCCACGACAGCCGCUAUGAUCGCAAUCACCUGCUGAAGAUGUUCAAGUGGGGAAGCCAGAAUGAGCUGACCUUAGAGAACAGCCUGGACUUCAAGGGCAAGCGCAUUUCCUUGAAGCACGACCGCAACAACAAUGAGUACACCCUCAAGCUCGACCAGGAGAAGUUCAUUUCUGACAUGAAAGGUGGCACCGUUCCGAAGAAACGGCACAAAGAGACCUUGGAUGCCUCCGACCUGGGAGAGUUUAGAAGCGUGUCAGGAUGUUUGCAAUGGUUGGCUGGACAGACGAGACCUGACGUUGCUGCAACCGUCAGUCUGUGCAGCCGAGGUGCAAAGUCAACAUACGAAGACUUGCACAACAUGUACAUGGCUGUUGAGCACCUGCAUCAAACAAAAGAUCAUGGCUUGGUUUUGCGACCCGUGCCCAUCGACUAUUCCACGAUGAUCACCACCUAUGCUGAUUCCAGUUGGGCCAAUGCUGUUGGACAUGCAAGUCAACAUGGUGCUUUGAUUUUGCUUUCCAGCCCUAAGGCCACCGAUGUGAUUCAACCUGGACUCUUGGUGGAUUGGAAGAGUUCGAGAUCUACGCGCGUUUGCCGAUCCACUCUUGCUGCUGAAGCCUCCGCGGCCGAUAUGAGUGUUGAUCGUGCCAGCCUGAUCAACUACAUGCUGAGUGAGCUGCUUCUGAACCGGCCGGCGUUUCACAUUCCCUCUUGCGAUUUGUUGCGAAUGGUGCAGGCAACCGACUGCCGUUCGCUUUACGAUGUUUUAGUUAGUGAGAAUCCUCGCACUGAGGACAAGAGGACCAUUGUGACCAUCCGGUCGGUCCAGAUCCGUGGCAGCGGACAAGCGGUGCUGAUCCAUCGGCCGUUGAAGUUGCGGCAAAAGCAUUACCUGGCCUUGCUGCACAUCUUCGAUGAAGUGUCAGGGCGCUACACGAACUAUGCUUAUCGUUUUCAGUCCGAGCCGCCCUUCAGGAUACUGCAGGUGUCAGCUCCGUUGCCCCUCACAACGGCGGGCAUCGCCAGCGGCCUGGCCGUGCACAACGACACGGUGCUGGUGACCUACACGGCAAGCGAGGUGCCGGAGGCGCGCGCGCUGGUAAUGAGUCUGUCUCAGUUGGACAAGUUCUUUACUUGUGGUGAGUUGCGCCAGAUCACUGUGACUUUCGAUCCAUACCUCCAGAUGCCCGACUUUUUGGAAGAUGGCAGUCUGGAGAGCCGUUUGAUUUGGGAGGCCUCCAAGCCUGGGCACUUAGUGACUCUUCUGAAGGCAAAUAAGGCGAAUGGUACUGGACCGAAGUCCAGUUAUGCCAUGCUGCAGAGGAUGAUUGCGGACCUGGGCCUGGAGGACGCCCUGGGUCCCCAGCGCUGUCACCGUGGCCUGACCUGUCGCUGGCGGCCGAAAGGCCGCUCCCCUGGGAGCCUGCGGAGCCAAGUGCCGCAAGCGGAGGAGGAGUCCAUGGUGGAUUUCUCCAAGUGUGUCGUGAGUUGAGAGCACUGAGAGCGCUGAACAUUGGUUGACGACGUUGCAGCUUCACUUAUGCUACACCCUGCUUGGUAUAUGGA